AUGAGAAACCCUCCAUAUCCACAGAUCAAAUGGAUAAUUAUUGUGUGGGUCAUUGCCAAUUUGAAACUAUUUGUUAUAGGACACCCCGCAAUGGCAGCGGGAAAAUCCAUACAGGUUUUUGAAGACGCUAAAGGUGUUGGAACUGCUGGACAUGCAAACAAGAGCUCUUUAGAUGUCAAAGCCGUUCACGAACCAUUGCUUCCAAAACCAGACGAUCUGAGAACCUCCGUGGUUUUGAGCCCUUCAAAAAGUGGCUCUGGCACUGCAGAUAUAGCAGACAGCAUGAGAAAAGGUCGUGUAGAAGGUCCUCAUAUCCCCAACACACUUCAAACAGGCUCUAAAGAUCUCCAAGUAGCCCACGAUUUCUUGUAUACAAAACCAGAUGGUCUUCAAACUUCAACACUUGUCCGCCAUCCACAAAUUGGCACUUGGUUUGCCAAAAUAAGAGGAUUCAUGAGCAAAUCUCAGGGUGCAGAUCCCAGUCUUCGCGAGUCUCCCAGCGCAAGUUUCAAAUUCGAGGAUACUCGCGGUUUUACUGCGAAGGAAAUAAGGGAAGAUCUCCUCAGAUUUACUCCUACUGCAAGAGCCAAAAAGGUAGCUCCAUUGAUUCCCGAAGUAGAUGAAGCUUUCAAAAAUCAAAAUGGAAUGGUGUUGAAAGGGCAGAUGGAAGAUAUCAAACCAGUCGAAGUAGCAAAACUUUCACCUGAUAGACUUAUCAGAUACGCAGCAGAUAGGAAUGACAAUGUGGAAGGUAUGGCCAGAAAUUUAUACAAGGCCUCGGAGAAAUACAUCAAGGAUGAACAAAGGGCUUUUUACAAGGCUUCGCUGGGCUAUAGCCAAGUGUUAGACCAUUCAUUGAUCUUGAAUAAGAAGACUUCCGCCAAAUCAUACGAGGAGACUAGAAAGAUGAUUGAGGAUAUAGUAAAGCAGAAGAUGAAAGAGUCCGAAGUCAAAGGAAUAUCCGAGAACGAUAUGACCAUGUCUAUCCGUGAAUCAUUCAUCGACAAAAUGGCAGUCUUGUUUCCUGAGGUUGAGAAAAGACUGCAGGAACUUCAGAAAUCUAAAGCAAAUUAUCAACAAGCGUAUACCGAUACUUAUCAGGCUGCUCAUCAUCUAAGCAAUACCAAAUCACUCAAUCCACAAGCCCUUGCGCAGCUUACAGAUAAGCAAUACGUUGAACAGGCUGCAUUCUAUGAUAUAAAGGCAUAUCGAAGAUACGCUCAAUGGUCCGAUGCUGAAAAACGAUUAGAUGAUAUUUUAUACGAUCAAGACUUGGUUGCGGCAUUGAAGAGCAAGUUUGAAACAGCUACAAAGGAUAAGGAGAUCAACGUAAUCGCGGAUCAAUUGAAAGACAAUCUAAAAGCUAAAGGAAAACCAAUUGAUGAGAAAACUGUCAAUACAGUAGCUCGAAGCAAUUUCAUCAAAGAACAAGCCUCUCUUGACCCAGUGUUGCAGCACUAUGUGUCUCGGAUCAAGAUUGCAGAAAAACAAAUUGAAAACACCAAGAAUACUGCUUUGGAAGGUGCUGAUAGAUAUUACAAAAGUCACAAGCUUUUGAAAUCUACAGCAUUGAGGUAUAAGAGUUCGUUCUUCAGAAACAUCAUUCCAAAGUUUUUUAGUCGGCCUGUCAUUGUGUAA
Molecule: messenger RNA, 1638 nt
Organism: Melampsora larici-populina 98AG31
Lineage: Eukaryota; Fungi; Basidiomycota; Pucciniomycetes; Pucciniales; Melampsoraceae
Exons: 5
Coding region: 1-1638 (545 amino acids)
Source: RefSeq, a predicted model, not a curated record